GCAUCAUUCAAAACAGACGUGCACCGUUUGUCCUCCGAAUUGUCGAAAUCCGAGUUACGGCUGUACGACAUUGAAAGACAUUGCUGCCGUUUUGAAACUGCAACCCCAUUGAGAUUUGGCUUGGACACUAAAUCGUCAUGCAGACAUCAGAUAAAUUCGCCGCUGCACUGGCGGAACCAAACCUCAGCAUGACAAAUGCAACGGAGACCAAUGACACAGCCGAUGGCAAGGAUAGCUCUAGCCCARCCCCSACCAGUAGAAUUCAGAGCAUGAGCGUGAUAAAGCCAAAACCRAACCCUGACUCUGCUGGACUGGUUACAACAGAGUCUUCCAAUCUGUCCAAAAGAAAAUCCCCAGAGGCGAUUGCGGCUAGWRGCGGCGGGAAUGCCGAGGUGAUCGCAAAGAAACUGAAAAAAGAAACGUCGAUMUUGCAAAAACCUCCGAUACCAUCGUUUYCAAUGCCCCCUGGACAGCAGCAGCAACAACAAGAAUCCAACAAGACCAAACCAACGGAAAAACAUGGUUCUCCUUCGAAAACAGAAGAGACAAGGACCAGUGGCAUACCGGAGAGCAAUGGGAGCAAAGAGUUUGUUACAAUAAGUAUUGGCCCUACGAAAAAGGCGAAUCAAAGCGUCGCUGCUGACGGCAAAACACCUUCUUAUUCAAAGAAAGAUGAGAASCAGAGCGACGACGAAAUUGUGACCCAGUAUACCGAAUUUGAACCGCUCAAGGGACCGAACGAAGUUYGUCCACUGACAUCCCUGGACACAACGGAACGGAUCCAGCUAGAGAAGCUUUUUGGAUUCGACAAACGAAAAGACGAUAGCAAUACGUGGGACGAAGAUUGGUUUGGAGUUCUCGCUUUGUGCCAUAAGGAGGUUCCGAAUCCCGAUGGACGGGUGGCAGAGCGACAGAAGGAACGUUCUCUCCUGGAGUGGGUGGGGCUCAACACGGAAGCGACAGACUCCAAGAAAAACGGCUCUUCAAACAWAAGCMUCAGGCUUCUAUUCAACUUGCUUAGACACUURUAUCACCUAAAGAAGCUACCCGAACAGGCCAAAUUAAUUCUGGCCAACAUCGAUCGAAAGGAUCCCAAGAGUAUAGGUGACGCGAUUCACAGGCUCUCGAUCGAUCCCGUCGUUCUGCGGCAAGAUGGAUGGAUCACGAAGAAAGCCAAGGAACCACAAGGCGCAUCCGGUGGUGCCUACCGGAUCGGGGAGCGGAUAUUUUGGGAGGGGUACGCGGGUGUCGUGAUUGCCUUUAUCCACGACGAUGACUUAGGGGAUCUGUGGAAGGCGAUAUGGGUCGAGGACCUCAUGACCUUUGACCUAGAGCUGGAGGAGCUUGAGGAMUCUAGGAAGAAAUAYGAGCGCAAAAAGGCUGCAUCGAAYARGAAGAAAGAGGCCGCGAAAGCAGCCGCUCCGAAGGCAACCUUUCACGUCGAGGGCAUCGAGCACGGYAUCGUGAUGGCGGCGUCGUAUGCACGUGGUGCUAGGCACGGAGUCUACUGGCCCGCCCGGGUGAUGCACGCCUCCGAGCUCUCGGGCAACACGAGCCGACGGAACAAACACAAGAAGAAGAUCGACGUGGUCUUUCUUGCCCCUUACUGGAACUCCACCUCGGCAUCGGGUGGAAGCAGCCGCUUGGAACCCCUCUCGAUGGCGCGAAAYGGAGAAGGACUCUUUCGGUCCGGUGCCUUGUUUGAGGUCGAGACGAUCGAUGCAAACGAACUUUGCGUGCAAAGCUAUCCUUACGAUGCGAAAACGGGGCUGGAUAUGGACGAGCUGCGAUCCACCUUCAAAUUCAUGGGUCUGCCAAAGGCCGCGUUUCCGAGAUAUUUGGACAGCCAGAGAUUGGCUUUGGGGUUCAAAACGUUUUCCCAGACCGAACUUAAAUCGACCCGCGCCUCCGACAGCGAUCAAACUACUGCCGGUCUGCUGGAGGGGCACCCGCUAGCGGUUCAAACCGCUCUCUUUCCGACAUCGGUUAUCCAGCUUCCGUUUUCUCACAUACUGUCCCAGCUACCCCACCACGAAAAACAAUCAAGCCUGGAAACCUCCGCAGUAGAGCCAGCACUUCGCUUCGACAAGAUUCUAGGCUCGAUGAAACCGCCGAGCUGUUGGGGAUUAGGACAGAGCGUUGCAUUGCAAACCAAGGAUACCCCCCAGCCAAAAUCGAUGAUGGGAUCUCCGAUCACCUUCCUCGACAAGAACGUCGGGAAUACCGGUGACCCUUACAACGUGGGAAGAUUUCUGCACGGUCUCUUAUCGCUGCAACGUUUCUUGUCGGAAAAAUCUGCGACGAGUGGGAUGCUGAGAAACAGCCUAAGCGAAGUGGUGGGUGCCUUUGCGAAGAAGUCUGGGUUGAAGGAGCUGCAAUCUGACGGGAAUAAGAAUUACAUGAAAUUUUUGAACAGGACUUGGGUUGUGGUAAAGGUAAGAUUCAAAAUCACUACUAAGUAUGCAAUWWUGUAAUGUUUGAUUCAACUUAUGGCUCACAAAUUCAAAACUAUUACCUUCAUGACACCAGUCGAAGGGAGAGACACUGAUUCUUGCUGCUGYCAAAGACCAAAAACAUUUGCCGUACAUUCUCAAAGAUUGGCGGCGCUGCUGCGAGAGAAUUUAUAAGCACAUCAACGUAGCACUAGGAACCAACGGAGCAUCGUAUGUGAUCACGGAUAGCCGCUGUAAUCUCCACCUUACUUCGAGUGAAUGCUUCGAGAGGGCCGUGCGGCUGCCUGCUGCUUUGAAAGGAGUAAAACAAGCGACGGGAAAUAUCAAGUUAGUCAAUACAAUCGAUGAUGCCUACCUGAAUCUUGCCGAAAACGAGGUCAUCGUAAGGGCACAUAAAAUGUCUUAUAUACAAAGGAUAAAGAAAAAAUGCAUGGCCGCACCAGAAGACGAUGUGGUCGCCUUGACUGACGAUAGCGACGGUAAUGGAGGGGAGGACACAAGUACGUCAUUUAAUUUGUUUGCAUGCAGUUUUGCAAAUGUUUUGAUAUCAUCAUUGAACAAUUUUCUUACAACUAUUUUCAUCGUUACGAAGAGGGAUCAAAGGGGAGCUGGAAUGCCGCUCUAUCGGGUGUUGGAGCUGCAAUAAAAGGGGCAGAUAUGAUCAUGAACGGAGAAUGUCUUAACGUUUUCUGCGCAACUCGACCUCCGGGACACCACGCCGGUCGAGAACUGCACCCAAUGAAAGCUGUUUCGAACGGGUUUUGUAUUCUAAACAGUGCAGCGUGUGCUGCUCUUUACGCAACAGCUCCAAUAUCAGAUGGUGGUCUUGGACUCUCCAGGGUUUGCAUCAUCGACAUUGAUGUGCACCACGGAAACGGAACCCAAGAUAUACUUUGCUCCACGUAUGACCCAAGAUUUCUUUACGUGUCAACACAUGCAGGUGGCGCCGAUAUUAAUGGGGUUGACAUGGAAGACGAUGAUAUGGAUCAGUUCGAACACCAUCUCGGGGGAGGCGAUGAAAAAAAAGGGAUUUUCCCGGGCAGAUGCGGCGACUAUAGUCCCCACAAGGGAGUCCUGAAUAUCCCACUAGGUGGGAGGGUUACGCCCCACGCUUUGGGAACCGCUCUGGUAACGAAAGUGAACCCUGCGGUCGAAACAUUCAAUCCGGAACUAAUUAUUAUCUCGGCUGGGUUUGAUGCACACAAAAACGAUCCAUUGAACAUGGGUGGACUCACCGCAGAAAACUUUGGUACGCUCACUGAAGUCAUCUGCAAACUAGCAUACAAGUGUUGUAGUGGCAGGGURCUGAGUGUCUUGGAAGGCGGAUACGGCGUUCCUUGUUGUCGUCCCCAGAACUUCGCUUCGAGGGAAGGAACCUCGGGUAGUUUUGGCCCCCAUUCGCAGCACCUCAAAGCAGACAAGGAUUUGACCGAGGCAAAGUCAGAAAAGAAAUUCGUGGAGCUGAAGUGCCUGGAAUUGGGUUCGGAGCUACCACCUUCAAUGACGGAUGUGAUCUCGUCGUAUGCGCUACAGAAGCGACUCAAUAGAUGCCACGAAGAAGGGUUCGUGCACUGCGUAAAAGAGCACGUUAGUGCACUGGCACGUUGCAACAUGGUGCAGCGAUAAUGCUAAGAAAGCAAGGGGGUUAGA
Messenger RNA from Pseudo-nitzschia multistriata, 4103 nucleotides. The record is from the annotation of a GenBank genome assembly. Lineage: Eukaryota; Bacillariophyta; Bacillariophyceae; Bacillariales; Bacillariaceae.